ACAAUCCCGAUCAUCAAAGGUAGCGUCCAACCCGUUGCGCCUGUGACCACCGACCGGCCUUGGCUCUAACAAGCUACCUCUAUACGUCAGUCCGCAAAGUCCAUUGCAGCCGAGUUAACUUCGAUUCCGCGGGGUCGCUUCCAUGCGCCACCUCUUGCCAUGACCGAGUGAGCGUUGUCGGCCUGUCUAAGCUUUGCCAGGUCGAGCUCUUGCAAGUUCACUUUCCCUUGAAACCGACCUCCACAUCGCCCUCUCCUUCGGCUCUCCGCUCUCCUCGACUUUCCACGACGUCCCCCCGAUCACACGAGCGACGCUCUACUUUUACCAAGCCACUGCGUCCAUCAUCUUGUCGGCCUCAGUGGCCACACAGCAACCUCCAAAAUGUUAGGACUCGAGAACGGAGAUCUGGCUCUCGCCAAUAUGACGAACGCCCCCGACCCUGUUGCCGCUGCCGAGCCGUACGCCAUACUGAGGCAAGAGGUGGAGCUAGACAUCAACUUCAGGGAGAAGAGCGUCAGCGGCAUUUGCACAUUCAAGAUCUAUCCCUUGGUUCCCGACCUUGAGGAACUCGUCCUGGACACGCGGCAAUGCGAAAUCGACGUCGCAAACAUCACGGUGGACGGCUACAAGACACGGGCGCAGGCUCAUGAUCCAUACGAUCGAAUGGAGCCUCCCACGAAUGCUCAAAUCGGUGCCACUCAGCAUCACAUAAUGAAGAAAUGGAUGGCGCCACUACUGCCAGAGACACGCCGCCAGGCUCCCAUCGUGGAAAGGGCAGAACAGCUUAACAUCAGUGUGCCGGCUGAUGGGUCCCUCAGGAUUCGUCUCCGCCCGGACGCUCUUAUCCAGGACGCUGAGCCGAAACGCAUUCUCAAGCUCAAAACCGCCAAGUCGGUAUCGGACAACGCGACAGGCCUGUCAGACCCGAAUGAGGAAAUCACGGUGGUUGUGCCCUUCAGGUCCAAGACGAUUAGAGAUGGCCUGCACUUUGUCGGCGUUGAGGAAGGUGACCUGAGAUACCCACACGUUUACACUCGGCAUUCGCUUGAGCCUGGUACGGCGUCUUGCAUCUUCCCUUGCCUCGAUGAUCCCGGCUCUAGGCAUUCAUGGACAAUCAAAAUCACAUGCCCCAGGACGCUGGGGGAUGCCUUCGCACAGCCUUUGGCUACCCAAUCAGCACUGUCAACUUCUCUGGAUGCCAGUCGAAAACGCAAAGCCUCGGAAAUUUCCACACACCAGCCAGGCUCAUCUUUCACCGAAGAGGACAAGCUAAGGGAGAUUACCGUGGUCUGCUCUGGCAAUCUUACUGGCGAGCAGAUGCACCCCACGGAUGAGCACAAGAAGACCAUGAUUUUUGAGUGCGUUAACACCGCUGCUAGGCACAUCGGUUUCGCCGUUGGCCCCUUUGAGCACGUCGAUCUCGGGGCAGAGUUUAGAACUGAGGAGGCGGAUGAGAAGCUCGGGGCUAAUGCAGCCAGAAUCCACGGCUAUUGCCUCCCCGGCCGUGUCGAGGAAGUUCGGUGGACAUGCCAAGCCGUCGUGGCUGCUGCCGACUUUUUCGCCCCCGAGUUCGGCCGUUAUCCUUAUGAAGCCUACAAGAUGUGCUUUGUCGAAGACUUGGUUCACGACACGGCGGUUGCAAACUCCUUAUCCUUGUGCAGUACGCGUUUGCUGUACCCCGAAACAAUCAUAGAUACGGAUAUUGAGGUUACCAGGAAGCUCGUCCAUGCCCUCGCCAGUCAGUACGUGGGGGUGCACAUCGUGCCAAAUGAGCGGUCCGACACUUGGCUUAUCAUUGGUCUCCAGUGGUUCAUGACAGAUCUUUUCAUGAGGACCAUCUGCGGAAACAACUGGUAUCGUUUCCAUAUCAAGUCGCUUUCCGACAAGCUUGUCGAGGCGGAUGUGAGGAGACCCUCAUUGCAUGCUCUGGGCGAUUACCUUCACCUCGGCGACUUUGAGCUCGAGUUUAUGGCGCUCAAGGCCCCACUUGUCCUUUACAUCUUGGAUCAGCGUAUGUCCAAGAUUCCUGGCUCGACAGGUGUCGUCCGCGUUUUGUCCCAGAUGGUUUCGGCCGCCAAUAUCUCCAACACGGACCCCAAGGCUACUACCCUCUCUUUUCAGGACUUCCGUCGAUGGUGCGAGAAACGCAGUCAAUACGUUCCCGAUGAGCUUUGGGAUCAAUACGUGUUUGGUGGGGGUUGCCCGAGACUGGAUAUUCACCAAAAAUUCAACAAGAAGAAUCUCAACGUCGACAUCCAAAUUCUACAAUUCCAAGGACCGACCAAGAAAAGUAUCUCGAAGGACGAAUUCUGGAGGGAGUUGCAAGAGGAGAUUCACCAGGUCUAUGCCGGCGACGUUCCUAAGCUUUUCACUGGUCCAUUCACCGUCCGAAUUCACGAAGCAGACGGUACACCUUAUGAGCACUACCAGCUGAUUACCGAGAAAGAUAAAGGUGGGACAAAUUUGCAGAUCGCGUACAAUACGAAGUACAAGCGUCUCAAAAGAACCAAAAAGGCUAUGGCCGCGGCUGCCAACAGCAAUAGUGACAAACACGAGAUCCAGGAGGACGAUGUUGUCUACUUUAACAUGUUGGGCGAUGUCUUGACCAGCCAAAAGGACAUGGAGGAUUGGGGGUUGCAAGACUGGGCUCCGGAGGUACAAACCAAGAUGGAUCAAGAGUCAUAUGAAUGGAUCAGGCUAGACGCCAACAUGGAGUGGCUUUGCUUCAUGAAGACCGAUAUGCAGGAGUACAUGUAUCUGGCACAAUUGCAGCAGGACCGAGACGUCGUGGCCCACCAGGAUGCGAUGCUCGCUUUCAAGAGGGAAAAGAGGCAUGCGGUUCACUCGACGAUCGAGACGCGGACUGUGAUGGACCGUAGAUAUUACCAUGGUGUCCGAGUUAUGGCUCUGGAGGACCUUGCCAAGCAGGCCCAUCCUGACUUGAACUACAUCGGUAUGGUCCAUCUCAUCCUCUGUUUCCGGAAGUUUUUCUGCAAGAAGGUACCAAUUCCCGGCAAGAAGGAUGCCUACAACUACCCCAUCGCCCCCAACGAUUUUACCGACAAAGGCCAGUAUGCCAUCCAGUGUGCGAUUCCUGCGGUGCUUGCACGGACGACGGACCUGCAGGAGAAGGGAAGAUGCUCCAAGAGGGCUCGGCAGUUCAUCAUGGAGAUGCUCCUGUUCAAUGACAAUUCGGAGAAUGAGUUUUCGGACCAGUUCUACAUCGCCAAGCUCCUCGAUGCUCUCACCACGUCUUUGAUCCCACAGAAAGAGAUUACCGAGGGGUAUCUUAUCAAAAAUCUCGACCCUUUCGACGACGACGAUGCGGAAUUCAAAAGCUUCAUUGAGAAGACCAUCGAAGAGAUCGACAAGUUUCGCAGGAUGGAUGAAUGGACCCUAACAUAUCAGAACAUCUGGACGACAACGGCUCUUCACUGCAAGAUGAGGCUCAUGAAGGCUCGUGUCAUCCCUGAAUCGGCCCUCGACUUCGUUCAGUACCUCCAGGACGACAACAUUGAUCUUGUCCGGAUCAAGGCGUUUGAGUGCCUGGUUGAGCUUGGAAUGAUCUCCAAGCCUCCUAUUCUCAAGCUUCUGCUUUCAUACAUGAGCACCGAUAGCUCGCCCUUCGUCCGCGAUCGGUUGUUCAAGGUCUUUUGCCGGGGAAUUGCUGCCAUUGCGUUUGGCGAGAACAAAGCUUCGACACAGGAACUUGAAGCUCUUGAUGAUGGAGGCCUUGUCAUUGACCAAGGCGACGCAGAGAUCCAGCAACGGAAGCUCGAUGCAGUGCGUAGGGAGGACAUCACCCACGCUCUUAAUGCGCUCAAAGAAGAGCUGAAGGGGAACAUGGAGAUGCAAAUAUCUAUGUGGAAGGCUUUCAAUUCUCCUGUCAUUGGCCUACAGGAGAAGCGCCAACUAUUGGAGCUCUGCUCGGCCAUGUUUGAACCGGAAGAUUCUUUACUUGUUACUAUCAAGUAUCCCAUAGUAUGGAAAGCCACUCGCGACCCGACUAUUGUCGCCGCUGCACCACCAGUCCUUGGAACUCCGCCCAAGAAGAGAUGUAUCAUCAAAUUCAAAUCGGAGUACCGGACGGUUCCUAGGAGUAAGGAUGUGGUUGCGAUCGAAGCUCCACUGCCUCCGGCGCCAUUAUCGGCCCCGGUACCGUCGACCAACUUGUCGGCUGCCAGGGUAGAGAUCAAGCCGCCUGAGAAGAAGACAAUCGUGAAGCUACAAUCACGACCAUCGUACAUUGCUAAACCUAGGGAGUCACCAGCCCCAGAGGCUCCCCCACCAGUACGGAAGGACUCUAUCGCAGUGACCGUGCCUCCUCGGCCUUCUACGACUGCCGGUCCGCGCACUCCCUUGCCCACAUCAGUUCCAAGUGCUCCCGCACCCAAUCCACCCGUCGCUCAGCCUGUCAUCAAGACAUCUGUGCCAAAAGCGGCUUCACCCCCCCCCGUGCCUGCACCCAAACCCCAGCAGUCCAACGACGUUGCUGCGCCAAAGCCUAGCACUGUCAUCUUGGGCAAGCCAAAGAUCGUCAAGCCGGUCAUCAAGCGCAAGAGUGACGAGUCACUUGAAGGAGCCAGCCCGAAGAAGAUCAUCAAGACCAACAACGACUCCUUCCGGAGCGAUCCUUCUCGCAAUAACUCGUUCAAGACAGACUCUCCCCGCAGCGAGUCCUUUAAGAAAGAGGCUCCUCGGAUCGAAACUAUCAAGGGCCAUUUUUCUCGCGAAUCCGCGCCCCAGAUUCCGCCUUCCCGCACAUCCUCAUUCUCCGUCCGUCCCAACGCCAACGGCCGGCCCUCCAAAGUCGUCACGGUACCAUUUAGGAAAUGGACCAAGCUGUCUGCCCGCGCCCAGCGCAGCAUCGACUACGAACAAAGUCAGCGCGAAAAGCAAAUGCUUGCCGCCAGCGCCAGCGGCAUCUCCGGCAGUCUUGCCACGCCCGUCCACAAGCGGUCGAGCGCCGCGGUGGGAUUCAGCAGCGGGUCGGCGCCUUCAUCCCCUAAGAGCCGGAUGCAGUCGCCUGCCGGUAAUGGAUACGGCUCGUCUGGAUCAUAUGCUGAGAAGGAGCAGCGGAGUAAGGACCGGGAGAGGGAGAGGGAACGAGACAGGGACAGGGAGAAAGACAGCAGCAAGUUCCGGGAGAAGGAUCGCGACAGUGACAGGGAGCGAUACCGUGGUGGUGCCGAGAGAGAAAAGGAGAAGUACAGGGAGAGGGAGCGGGACCGCGAUAGUGAUCGCGAGCGUGAGCGUCCCCGCGAGAAGGAGCGCGACAAAGACAAGUAUCGGGAACGAGAUCGGGAUAGCGAUCGUGAGCGCGACCGACCCCGUGACAAGUACAGGGAGAAGGCCGAUCGCGGCGAUAGCGACAGGGGCGGCCGCACCACCGACAGUGACCGGGAACGGAACCGCGGCGAUCGGGAUCGGGAACGGGAACGCGAGAGGAGUGACCGUGAUCGCGAGAGGACUGACCGCGAGAGGGAGCGGAUCCGCGACAAGUACCGUGAUCGAGCAGACCGCGAUAGCGAUCGGGAAAGCGGCAGCAGCUACAAGGAUCGUGAUCGGGAGCGCGACCGUGACCGUGACCGCGACCGUGAUAGAGACAGGGAUCGCGACCGUGGUGAUCGGGACCGAGAUCGAGACCGUGACCGAGGAGAUCGCGACAGGGUAUCAUCCUCCGGCUCAAGCCUCCUCAUCAAAAAGGACAGAAAACCGCUGCCAGGAUCAGGAGAAAAAGAGAGGAGACCAUUACCCUCUGGAGCACCCGGCCAAGAACGCGAAAAGGCUCCGCAUCCCCUCAAGGAGUCCCAUUCCCCGAUUCAUCCGACUCCUGCUGCUACAAAUGGGGCAGAGCCAAAGAAGAAGAUUAUCAAGCUCAAGUUGAAGAGUAGCGGUAGUGGACUCGGUGGUGGUUCGUCUUCGGCGACGCCUGGUGCCGGUGGUGGAUCUCGUUAGACGCGGGAUAGAGGGGAACUUCAUGGUGAAGAGGAAGAACAGGGUGGACAGGGAAAGCAGAGACGACUACCGCGUAUAGUAGUAGUUGGGAAGCAUGCCUGGAAGGCAAAGGCAUGGGCGAAGUAUUCGCUUACGAGAGGACGUUGAUCGAAGGGCAUUUAAAUGAUGUUUGCUCAGGGUCUGCAGAGUUGGUUGAGGUUGAGGUGAGGUGAAGUGGUUAAACGAGAUAAGGAAGGGUGGUUUUUUGCUUGC
Molecule: messenger RNA, 6210 nt
Organism: Neurospora tetraspora
Lineage: Eukaryota; Fungi; Ascomycota; Sordariomycetes; Sordariales; Sordariaceae
Exons: 1
Coding region: 382-5958 (1858 amino acids)
Biological process (GO): transcription initiation at RNA polymerase II promoter
Cellular component (GO): transcription factor TFIID complex
Molecular function (GO): RNA polymerase II general transcription initiation factor activity; chromatin binding; transcription cis-regulatory region binding
Source: RefSeq, a predicted model, not a curated record